Messenger RNA from Gavialis gangeticus (Gharial), 2798 nucleotides. RefSeq names its product zinc finger protein 622 (gene ZNF622). Bases 202 to 1611 code for a protein of 469 amino acids. The transcript has 8 exons. Gene Ontology annotation, cellular component: preribosome, large subunit precursor. Lineage: Eukaryota; Metazoa; Chordata; Crocodylia; Gavialidae. Gene Ontology annotation, molecular function: nucleic acid binding; zinc ion binding. Gene Ontology annotation, biological process: ribosomal large subunit biogenesis. The record is from RefSeq and is a predicted model, not a curated record.
UGUGGGGCCGGGACGCGGCUGCUGGAGGCCGUGCGGGCGCGGGCGGGGCUGGUGAGCUUGCGGCUGCUUGGGACGUUUCCGGCCCGAGCGUUCCAGCCGCGCUGGCGCUGGGCGAGCCGGCUCGCUCCUCACGGAGGGGCCGCCGCCUACGCGCAGCCCUGGGCUCGCUUGGAUGCUAGGCAGAGAAGCCAAGUUCCAAUCAUGGCAGCUUACACUUGCAUCACUUGUCGUGUGGCUUUCAAGGAUGCUGAUAUUCAACGUGCUCAUUACAAAACUGACUGGCACAGGUAUAACCUGAAGCGGAAGGUCGCUGACAUGCCUCCCGUCACUGCCGAGAACUUCCAAGAGCGCGUCCUAGCGCAGAGGGCAGUGGCAGAGGAGCAGGGCAAAAUCACUGCCACAUACUGUACAGCCUGUAGCAAGCGGUUCUCCACUUUCAAUGCUUAUGAGAAUCACCUGAAGUCCAAGAAGCACCUGGAGCUUGAGAAGAAAGCUGUUGAGGCCAUCAGCAAGAAGGUUGAAACCUUAAAUGAGAAAAACCUGGAGAAGGGGCUGGUUCCUGAAAACCUAAACAAAGAUGCUAUGAAUGCAGCCAUUCAGCAAGCCAUCAGGCCCCAGCCAUCUUCCUCGCCAAAGAAGAUGCCCUUGCUUCCCGUUGACACAAGCAGCUCUCUAGCUCCUGCUGGAGGUCCCAGUCUCUCUCAAAGCAGAGAGCGACUGGAAAAGCCUCCUCGGAUCCAGUGGUUUGAACAACAGGCAAAAAAGUUGGUCAAACAGCAAGUAGAACAGGAGGAAGAAGAUGAAGAUAUGGAGGAAGAAGGCUGGGAGGAUGUGGAUUCAGAUGAAGACUUAGACACUGAAGGUGCUGAGAUGGAAGAUGAUGAGCAGGUUGACACUGAAGGAACACCAGCCAUGGGUGCAAUACCAGCCAUGGACUGCUUGUUUUGUCUUCACCAUUCAAGCUCUCUCAUGAAAAAUGUGGCCCACAUGACAAAAGUCCACAGUUUCUUUAUUCCAGAUAUAGAAUACCUCAUGGAUCUCAGAGGGCUGAUUAAGUACUUGGGAGAGAAAGUUGGCAUUGGGAAGAUCUGUCUGUGGUGUAAUGAGAAGGGUAAAUCCUUCUACUCGACAGAAGCUGUGCAGGCUCACAUGAAUGACAAAAGCCACUGUAAGCUCUUCAUAGAUGGGGAUGCAGCCUUGGAAUUUGCAGACUACUAUGAUUUCAGGACCAGUUACCCUGAAUACAAGGAAGGGGAGGAUGCGGAAAUGUGUAAAGAUCUCUCAUCAGAGAAAAAUUUAGAAUACGACGAUGACACGAUGGAGCUGAUUCUCCCUUCAGGUGCCAGAGUUGGUCACCGUUCUUUGAUGAGAUACUACAAGCAGCGCUUUGGUUUGUCAAGAGCAGUGGCUGUUGCUAAAAAUAAGAAGGCUGUGGGCAGGGUGUUGCAGCAGUACAAGGCUUUGGGCUGGACCAGUGGGACAGGGGCAGCAUUAGCACAAGAGCGUGACAUGCAGUAUCUGCAGAGGAUGAAGGCUAAGUGGAUGCUGAAGACAGGAAUGAGUAACAACGCUACGAAGCAGAUGCAUUUUCGGGGGCAGGUCCGGUUCUGAACCCUCCCCCCCGGCGCUGUAUGGAGCUGCUGUUAUGGGAGGAGAUUUUGGUAGUUUCUGGCAUGAGGAUUCAGAAUCCAAAUGGGCCUGGUUCCUGAUCAAUUGAUUCUUCAGUGCUGGAGGUCUUCCUCCUCUCUGACGAGCUCUGGAGACUUCAUCUAGUCUAAUGACCUGAUGGUUGGCCUAUCAAAUUUUAAAUUAACGUAUCUUGAAGGAUGUGGUAAGGGUAGUCACCUCUGUUUUAAUUACAUUAUGUGCAUCCUUUUAUUGUUCUUCUGCAGCAGAUCCUUGUUAACAGAUGGUUUUCUGGUGCCUUAAUCAUAUUACAGAAAACUGGAAAUUUCAGAGGUGGGAGGUGGUAGAGAGGGAGCUGAGGUCAAAUUUCUACACAUACAAACCAGAGAACUGUAAGGCAGGAGACCAGUCCUUUAGCUCUUUCAGAUUACUGUGGAAAGUGGUUUCCCUUUAUAUGUUUGCAAAAGAUUAUUUAGAGCUGCAUUUAUAGACUUUUUAAACUCUCACUGUAUCAAGCUGUCGUGCAAAAGGCACUUUAACCUGGUGCAUUAAAAAUCCUUCCUUGGGUGUGUAUUCAGGAAAGCUUUUUGGAACACUGAAUUUUCAGCAUGUGGAAAGUGACAAGUAAUCUGUUCAGUUGUAUUCAGAUUGUGGAGGGAUUUUGGUUCCAAUUGUUUGAAGGGAGGACUGGCUGAAAUCCUAAUUCCAGUGCUUUGGAUGAUGAAUAUUUUUUUUUUUACCCGUAAAAUUCAGCCUACUAUCCCUUGUUUCCAGAGAACGUUGGGAGGUGGGGCAGGGGAGGAGGUUGAUUAAAAACAUUACAGUGCUCCAUUUAGGCUUUAAUUUAAAAAAAAAAAAUUUCACAUGCACACUUACAAGCUUGAAUGCUUGAAAUAUUCAUUUAAGCAUGUGCCUUUCUAUUAUUUUACCUCCUGCAGGCCUCUAAUGGAUUGUUAAGGUUACACUAAUGACUUUACUGAUUAACUCCAAUAUUUCAUCUUGUGCUCUACUCCUAAAAACCUGUCCCUGAUCUGCUCUUGUACUGUUCUGUAUCAUCUUAAUAAAAAUGUAUGCAAAUGCCAGGUCACCAUUUAGAUGCACCUGGAGCUUUUCAAAAGGAUUGGCUAUAAAGAAGUGUCCAAACAAAAUAAGGAUUCUUCUGAACCAGCCAA